Molecule: messenger RNA, 4815 nt
Organism: Anas platyrhynchos (mallard)
Lineage: Eukaryota; Metazoa; Chordata; Aves; Anseriformes; Anatidae
Product: nardilysin
Biological process (GO): proteolysis
Molecular function (GO): metalloendopeptidase activity; metal ion binding
Source: RefSeq, a predicted model, not a curated record
ACGUAGUAGCGCAGGUAGAAGUCGCUCGCCAUGCUCCCGGCACGCAGCGCGGCCCCGGCGCCGCCCGAGCGCGUCAUGGCGCCCGCGUCCCCCUCACCCCCCGCCCCGCGCCGCCAUUGGCCGCGGGCGCCCGGCGGAGCGGCAGCUGCGCCCCCCUGCGGCAGGGCCGGCGCCUGCAGCCCUGAGGGUCCCCCCUCUCCUCCUCCUCCUCUUCCUCCUCCUCCUCGUCCUCCUCCUCCUCCUCGCCCCGCUGCCGCCAUGCUCCCCAAAGCCGAGCCCAACCGUGGCGACCCCGCCAUCGCCACGGCCCCCGGCGACACGAAGCGGUACAGGUAUAUCAAACUACAAAAUGGUUUGCAUGCAUUACUUAUUUCCGAUAUCAACAAUGUGGAGGAAGAAUUUGCAGAAGAAGAGAGUAGUGCAGAGUCUGAGAUUGAAACUGAUGAUAACAAUGACUCAGGAACAGACAGAGAAGAUGACAGAGAAAAUUCUGAUAACAAUGACUCAGGAACAGACAGCGAAGAUGACAGAGAAAAUUCUGAUAACAAGGAUGAAGAGAAAGUUAAACCUGAGGAGAGUCCCAGUGAUUCAGAUAUGGAAGUAGAAGGGUUAGCAGUAGAAGAAGCAUGGACAGAACCAACAGGAAAGAAAGAGGAUGAUGAAAGUACAGAGAAAAUGUCUGCUGCUGCCCUUUGUGUUACUGUUGGCAGUUUUUGUGACCCUGAAGAUUUGCCUGGGCUAGCACACUUUCUUGAACACAUGGUAUUUCUGGGGAGUUCAAAGUAUCCAGAUGAGAAUGGGUUUGAUGCGUUCCUGAAGAAACAUGGUGGCAGUGAAAAUGCUUCAACUGAUUGUGAGCGAACGGUUUUCUACUUUGACAUCCGGCAGCAAUAUUUUAAAGCAGCACUUGAUAGAUGGGCUCAGUUUUUCAUUCAUCCAUUAAUGAUCAGGGAUGCAAUAGACCGUGAGGUUGAAGCUAUUGACAACGAGUACCAGUUAGCAAAGCCCUGUGAUACAAACAGAUGGGAGCUACUACUAGGAAGCCUUGCCAGACCUGGGUAUCCAAUGAGAAAGUUUUUCUGGGGUAAUGCAGAGACAUUAAAACACAAGCCAAAAAAAAGUAACAUUGAUAUUUAUACAAGGUUGAAGGAUUUUUGGCAGAACUAUUAUUCUGCUCCUUAUAUGAACUUGGUUGUUCAAUCUAAAGAAACUUUGAACACUUUGGAGAAUUGGGUGACAGAAAUUUUUUCACAGAUUCCAAAUAAUGGUUUACCAAAACCAAGUUUUGAUCAUCUGACAGACCCUUUUGAUACACCAGAAUUUCACAAACUUUAUAGAGUUGUCCCAGUCAGUAACAUCCAUCUGUUGAAUAUUACUUGGGCACUGCCCCCACAAGAGAGAAAUUACAGGGUAAAGCCACUGCGCUAUAUCUCCUGGCUGGUAGGACAUGAAGGCAAAGGCAGCAUUCUCUCUUUUCUUAGGAAAAAGCUUUGGGCUGUCGCCUUAUCUGGAGGAAAUGCUGAGACAGGAUUUGAGCAGAACUCCAUUUAUUCUAUCUUCAUGAUUUCUAUUACCUUGACUAGUGAAGGUUAUGAGCAUUUCUAUGAGGUUGCACAUGUUGUAUUCCAAUAUAUGAAAAUGUUGCAGAAAGUGGGCCCAGAUAAAAGAAUCUGGAAAGAGAUCCAGAAGAUAAAUGAUAAUGAAUUUUCUUUCCAGGAUCAGGUUGAUCCAAUUACUUACGUUGAGAAUAUUUGUGAAAACAUGCAUCUUUUCUGUAAGCAGGACUUUCUGACAGGAAAUCAACUCCUGUUUGACUACAAACCUGAAGUAAUUGCCAAUGUCCUUGACCUGCUCUGCCCUCAGAGAGCCAAUCUUUGUUUGUUGUCCACCAACAAUGAGGGAAAGUGCCCUCUAAAGGAGAGAUGGUUUGAGACACAGUACAGUGUAGAAGACAUUGAGCAAUACUGGGCUGCUGUGUGGGCCUUUGACUUUGAGAUAAAUCUGGACUUGCACCAUCCAGAAGAAAAUGAAUAUCUAGCCACUGACUUCUCCCUAAAGGCACCUGAUUUCCCUGAGGUAGAUUAUCCAGUGAAAGUUCUGAAUACACCACAGGGAUGCAUGUGGUACAAGAAAGACAAUAAAUUCAGGAAACCUAAAGUUUAUGUACAUUUCCACCUAAUUUCUCCACAGGUACAACAGUCUGCGGAGAGUGUAGUCCUUCUAGAUAUUUUUGUAAGCAUCCUGUCUCUGAAUCUGUCAGAACCAGCAUAUGGAGCUGAUACUGCUAAACUGGAGUACAAACUGGUGGCUGGAGAGCAUGGUUUGAUCAUUAGAGUGAAAGGAUUCAAUCAUAAGCUACCUCUACUGCUUCAGCUCGUCAUUGACCAUUUGUCUGACUUCAGUUUUACUCCAGGAGUCUUUGAGAUGGUUAAAGAGGAACUAAAGAAGACUUACUUCAAUAUGCUCAUCAAAUCAGAGGUGUUAGCCAAAGACCUAUGUCAUGUAAUUUUGGAGCAUGGCAAGUGGCCUAUCAUAGAUAAAUACCAGAGAUUAUUGAAGGGCAUUUCUGCAGAGUCUUUAUCGUCUUUUGUUAAGGCUUUCAAAUCACAGCUAUUUGUGGAGGGUUUAGCACAAGGAAACUUAACAUGUCAGGAAGCAAAAGGUUUUCUGCGUUGUGUUGUUGCAAAGCUCCAGUUUGCUCCCCUGGCCCACCCCUGCCCUGUGCAGUUCCGGGUGGUGGAUCUGCCAAAUACACACCUGCUCUGCAAGGUGAAAACUCUCAACAAAGGGGAUGCCAACUCUGAAGUGACGGUGUAUUAUCAGGCUGGGGCAAGGAGUUUAAGAGAAUGUGUUCUUACAGAGUUGCUUGUGAUGCACAUGGAGGAGCCUUGUUUCAAUUUCCUGCGAACCAAAGAAACACUUGGCUACCAUGUGUACCCGGCCUAUAGAAAUAAUUCUGGGAUUAUUGGGUUUUCCAUUAGUGUAACAACACAAGCAACCAAGCACAAUUCUGAAUUUGUUGACAAGAAAAUAGAAGAAUUUCUGUUGUACUUUGAAGAAAAAAUGAAACUUUUAACUGAAGAUGCAUUUCAUGCUCAGGUCUGUUCUCUAAUCAAUGCUAAAGAAUGUGAAGAUACUUUUCUUGGUGGAGAAAUGGAUAGACAUUGGAAGGAAAUUAUAAGUCAGCAGUAUCUUUUUGACAGGCUCGCCUGUGAGAUUGAAGCAUUAAAAUCACUUACCAAAGAAGAUCUCAUUGAAUGGUUCCAAGUUCUUAGGGGAAAAGAUAGAAGAACACUCAGUAUACAUGUUGUUGGAUAUGGUGAGCAAGAACAGGACUCAGAAUUUGCAGCUGUCUUAGGUGUACAGGGCCCACUGCUUGGUGAACACCCUCAAUUAAUGUUUUUACCCCCAUCUUCCUAUAUGAAAAAUACUGCUUUCAUCAGGCACAUCAAAGAUUUCACAUCAACCCUUAAUCUUCUUCCUUAUCAUAAGAUCUUACAAUAAAUUUUAGCUUGUUUCUGUGCCCUAAAGUGUUAAGUAAUCUUUAAUUUGGGACUGUUCCAGAUCAGGUAUGUUCUGUAAGGGAAUAUAUAGUGUCAGUGAAUUUGGGUAAGUUCAUUCCUCAUGUUACAGAGAUUAAAGAAUGAAGAAGGGCCUGCAGUUGUUACGGCUCCCCAUGAAGAGGUCCAUGAACUGCGCUGUUCACAUGGACAAUAUUUAUGAUAAGCUUCAGUUACUCCAUUUUCUAACCAAAUUUCCAUAUAUUCUAUAGAAAAAUAAGAUAAUAACCAACAACAAACAAACAAAAAAAACUUCUCCUAGUUGUUUUUCUUCUUAUUUCUGUGAUCAUCAGGACUCUUACGGGAUCUGACAACACUCCAUCUACCCUUCCUCACCUCUGAUAGUAGCUAGCAAUGGAUGCUUAGGAAAGCCUUCAAGAGUACUGACUGUAUAGAGUAUCCUUGCUUGCUGUGUGCCCAGCUUUCAGCUUCUCAGUUUGGAUUCUUCAUCGUCCAGAAGGUGCAGCUGAAAUGUUGUAUAGCACAGCCACGGACAGACCUACUCACAAGAUAAAAACCCUGAAUAGGAUUUACUCAGUGAGUUGGCUGAGAAGUUUCCUGCUCCUACUAUUCAGGCAGAAAAAAAAAAAUCCUCAAAUGUACUAGACUUGCUAGCUGAGAAAAACCACAGGAAAUGAUCCUGCAAGUUGUAGAAACACACAGCUUCAAAGUGUGGAAGCCCUGGCUAUUGUCAUCAGGGUAAGCCACAAGAAAUGUCAAGCAGCUGGCACUUUGGGCCUCUACAGAUACCAUCAUCAACCAGUGUGCUGUUUCCAGAGCAUCCAAGGUCACUGCACAUGCUUACGAAGUGCUCCUGUUGUAGCUGCUUGAAUAGAAGGUACCGGGACUGGCAAAAUACCUUUCAAUUACAGGAAUCAGCUACUGACAAAGCUGUGAAUUUUUAACCUCCUUGUGUAGUGCUCUGUGUUACAUCGGAUCUGCCAUGGUGCAGGCUGCUUGUAAGCAUUCACGUUCUACAUAUGGUGAGUCAAGACACUACCCCACAGCCUCUUCUAAAUUUGGACUCCUAAUCAGUAAGAGUAGGAGGCAAGAAAUUAACUGUUAUUGUGUGUUGUGUUUUUUUUUAUUAUUUUUUUUUAUUUUUUUUCUUUUUCCUGAUGAGCUAGAUAGGACAGCUCAUUUUAGGUAUCUGAAAGUAUAUGGCUAAUCUACUAAUUCUAAACUAAUUUGAAUGGUGUGAGAUGAUCAGUGGGGAAAAGCAUUUAGAUUUAUGUUUAGAAAACAAGUAAAAAUA